This is a messenger RNA of Brenthis ino (lesser marbled fritillary), 306 nucleotides long. Lineage: Eukaryota; Metazoa; Arthropoda; Insecta; Lepidoptera; Nymphalidae. The record is from the annotation of a GenBank genome assembly.
AUGAAUGGCCCGGACUCCAGGCAUCAUUCUUAUGCGAGCAUGCCGAACGUUUUGUUUGAUUAUGUAUGUGUAUUUAAUGAAAAAGCGCGCUUACUCUCAGGUGCACACCUGUUAAGGCGCCGAGGCCGUGAGAUUGCAGCGGCAGGAAAUGAUGGUGAGCCGCCGCGUGUACACAGAUUCAGAUAUGCUAAGAACGUGCAGAUCAGGGCGGCGAACGUGCACGGUAGAGUCGCGUAUGCCCGCGCCGAAGCCGUAGGCGUGUGUACAUCGCGCUUCGCCACUGCUCGCAUUCGAAUUAAAGAUUUA